This is a messenger RNA of Varanus komodoensis (Komodo dragon), 954 nucleotides long. Its product is annotated as vomeronasal type-2 receptor 26-like. Gene Ontology annotation, cellular component: membrane. Lineage: Eukaryota; Metazoa; Chordata; Lepidosauria; Squamata; Varanidae. The record is from RefSeq and is a predicted model, not a curated record. Gene Ontology annotation, biological process: G protein-coupled receptor signaling pathway. Bases 1 to 954 code for a protein of 317 amino acids. Gene Ontology annotation, molecular function: G protein-coupled receptor activity. The transcript has a single exon.
AUGCUGAAUACCCCUACCUUCUUUUCAGAUGCAGGGCAUUGUAACAAGUGUCCAGAAAAUCAGCACCCAAACCAGGACCAAGACCAAUGCAUCCCCAGGGAGAUAACCUUCCUCUCCUAUGAAGAACCUUUAGGAAUCAUCCUGGCCUCUUUUGCUUUCAUCUCUUCUUUGACCACAGGAUUUGUGUUAGGAAUCUUCAUCAAAUUCCUAGAAACCCCACUGGUCAAGGCCAACAACCGCGACCUUUCCUAUGUCCUCUUGGUUUCCCUCCUACUUUCCUUUUUGUCCUCCUUCCUGUUUAUUGGGCAGCCAAGCAAAGCAACUUGUCUGCUCCGACAAAUGGCCUUCAGCAUCAUCUUCUCAGUUGGCGUGUCUUCUGUGCUGGCAAAGACCAUCACUGUGGUGCUGGCCUUCCUGGCCACCAAACCAGGGAACAGCGUGAAGAGAUGGCUGGGGAAAAGUUUUGUAUGCUCCAUUGUAAUCUGCUGUUCUAGUGUCCAGGUUGUCAUCUGCACCAUAUGGCUGGGUGUCUUUUCACCAUUCCCUGAGUCUGACAUGCAUUCCUUGCCUGAAAAGAUAAUUCUGCAAUGCAAUGAAGGAUCAGCCACCAUGUUUUAUACUGCCCUCAGCUACAUGGGAUUCCUGGCCGCCAUCUGCUUCACCGUGGCUUUCCUUGCCAGGAAGCUUCCAGGGGCCUUCAAUGAGGCCAAGCUGAUCACCUUCAGCAUGCUGGUCUUCUGCAGUGUCUGGGUGUCCUUUGUGCCCUCCUACCUGAGCACCAAGGGGAAGUACAUGGUGGCUGUGCAGGUCUUCUCCAUCCUGGCCUCCAGUGCAGGGCUACUUGUCUGCAUUUUCCUUCCCAAGUGCUACAUCAUUGUCCUGAGGCCUGAUCUGAAUACAAAGCAGCAUCUCACAGUCAAAACUAAAGGGGAUGGGACACUCAAGGAUUAUUAG